UUAAGUUAUUGUUAAUUUUUCUUACGUUUUUUAGAUAUUUGACAAAAAUGGCGUUGAGGGAUCAUCCAGAGAGAAUAUUGGCGAUUUUGGAAGAAUCGGACUCCGAUGAAAAUGAUCGUGAUCCAUAUCCAGGUUCAGACGUCGAAGUGGAUGACCAUGUAUCUGAACGCAGCCAAAGUAGCGAUACUGAACAGGAUGCUAACAAUACAGAUACGGGCUCAGAGUCCUCAGAUGACACAGGUGCGGACUCAGAUGAUGUCAACCUUUUGACCUUACAAAAUCGACAACGGCAACACUUCAAAGGAAGGGACGGGACUAUUUGGCAAAAAGCACCGCCACGACCGAAUGUACGCAGAAGAUCUGAAAAUAUUAUAUGUGAGCCUCCUGGCGUAAAAUCAGUUGCUCAAGAAGCCAAGACUGUGCAAGAAUGCUGGAAUUUAUUCCUGACUCACGAUAUGCUGCAUAAAAUACAAGAAUAUACAAAUUUGCAUAUACAAGAAAGAAGAGCACAGUGUGAAGAUAUUUCUCAACGUAGAUACAUGAAUGAAGUGGAAAUAAGUGAACUGAAAGCGUUUAUUGGGCUGUUGUUUAUGGCCGGAUUUUAUCGUUCUAAUAGACAGAAUUUGGAGGAUUUGUGGCAAGCAGAUGGUUCUGGUGUUGAAGUUUUUAGACUUACCAUGUCUGUACAAAGAUUUUACUUUAUACAAAGCUCUCUGCGAUUUGAUGACAAGUCUACACGCGCUGAAAGACAAAACCUUGAUAAUUUGGCACCAGUGCGUGAAAUUUUCGAAAAAUUUGUAGAGCAGUGUAAGAAAAUGUACUCUCCGGGAGAAACUUGCACUAUUGAUGAAAUGUUAGUGGCAUUUAGAGGGCGUUGCAAAUUUCGGCAAUAUAUACCAUCGAAACCAGCUAAAUAUGGCAUCAAGAUAUUUGCCUUAGUGGACUCCAAAGUAUUCUAUAUCACCAACCUGGAGAUAUACGCUGGUAAGCAGCCUGACGGACCCUUUUCUGUUAGCAACAAACCCUUAGACGUGGUGAAUCGUAUUGUGUCACCUGUCUCCAAAACUCACCGUAAUCUUACUUUUGAUAAUUGGUUCACUAGCUACGAAUUGGUGUCUCAUCUACUAAAUGAACACAAGUUGACUUCAGUCGGUACCUUACGCAAGAACAAAAAACAAAUUCCACCUGGAUUUAUAACGACGCGCGGAAAAGAGUUACACUCGUCAACUUUCGGAUUUCAAAAAAAUAUUACACUGGUCUCUCACAUCCCAAAGAAAAACAAAGUGGUCCUUUUGAUGUCAAGCUUGCACCAUGAUAACAAAAUCGAUGAAUCUACAGGUGUGAAGCAGAAGCCUGAAGUAAUAACUUUUUAUAACUCUACCAAAAGCGGAGUGGACGUAGCAGACGAGCUUUGUGCUACAUAUAAUGUGAGCAGAAACUCUAAGAGAUGGCCGCUGACGAUAUUCUUUGCAAUGCUGAAUAUUUCAGGAAUCAAUGCAAAUAUAAUAUAUCGGGCUAACAAUGAUAACACACGCAUAAAACGGCGACAUUUCAUAAAAAACUUGGCACUCAGUUUGAUUCAGGACCAUUUACAAAUCCGAAGAGCACAUGUGAAUUUACCUCGACAAUUACGCAAAAGGAUCGCAGAUUUCACUAACGAACCUACCAUAGAACCACCUCAGAAAAUUCCAGGAGCACGUAGAAGAUGUCAGAUAUGCCCAUCUAAAAAGGAUAAAAAAACAACGCAUACUUGUCAUGCUUGCCACAUUUAUAUCUGCCCAGAACAUUUGAUUUCAUACUGCGAAAAUUGCAGCAACUCCAUGUCCAUAAAUGAGGAAUCGGAGGACUGAUUUUAUACUUACUUUUACUUUUACUUACUUACUUACUUUUUGUGAUCUCUGUAUUAGCAUAUAAAAUUGUUAGUUCUUUAUAAUGUUUAGGUUUAAUAAUAAAAAAAUAACAUACUAUGCAAGUUAUGUUUUUCAGGUUGAUUUUGCAUGCGUUUUUUAAAAAGUCAA
Molecule: messenger RNA, 2018 nt
Organism: Pararge aegeria (speckled wood butterfly)
Lineage: Eukaryota; Metazoa; Arthropoda; Insecta; Lepidoptera; Nymphalidae
Exons: 1
Coding region: 48-1850 (600 amino acids)
Source: RefSeq, a predicted model, not a curated record